This is a messenger RNA of Alosa sapidissima (American shad), 3153 nucleotides long. RefSeq names its product gamma-aminobutyric acid type A receptor subunit gamma1 (gene gabrg1). The transcript has 9 exons. Gene Ontology annotation, molecular function: benzodiazepine receptor activity; inhibitory extracellular ligand-gated monoatomic ion channel activity; transmitter-gated monoatomic ion channel activity involved in regulation of postsynaptic membrane potential. The coding region runs from base 277 to 1647 and encodes 456 amino acids. Gene Ontology annotation, biological process: synaptic transmission, GABAergic; gamma-aminobutyric acid signaling pathway; regulation of postsynaptic membrane potential. NCBI's taxonomy places the organism in Eukaryota, Metazoa, Chordata, Actinopteri, Clupeiformes, Clupeidae. The record is from RefSeq and is a predicted model, not a curated record. Gene Ontology annotation, cellular component: postsynapse; GABA-A receptor complex; synapse.
CAUAGUAGCGGUCCACUCUCUCUCUCCUUCUUCCUCGCCCUCAACGCGUAUUUCAUUGGAGCACGGCGCUAUAGGAUAAUACACGCGCUCCCGCGAUACAACACAUUUUGGAAACAUCUGCCGUCUUUUAUAUUUUCCUGCUGUUCCCCUCAUCUAUAACGCAAUCAGUUAUCUAAGAAUUCAGUUAGAAAAUUGAAAGUAAGGUUACAUUUGUUCACUACCUAAAAUAUUUUAAAUAGAGGAGAAACGCGGGAUUCCGGUGCAUUUCCAUUCGUCAUGGCUUUGCUGCAGCGGGAGAGGAGGAGAGCUCCGUUCGUUUCUCUGUUGCUCGGCUUUAUCGGAGUCUGCUUGGCAUUCACACCUAAUAAGGCUGAAGAGGAGGAUUAUGAGGACGUUCCCAUAAAUAAAACCUGGGUUUUAUCACCUAAAGUCGACGAGAGCGACGUCACCUCCAUCCUAAAUAAAUUACUGCUGGGCUACGACAACAAACUGCGCCCGGACAUCGGAGUACGACCCACAGUGAUCGAAACUGCCGUGUAUGUGAACAGCAUCGGGCCUGUGGACCCUAUUAACAUGGAGUACACCAUUGACAUCUUCUUCGCUCAGACGUGGUACGACAGUCGCCUGAAGUUCAACAGCACCAUGAAACUGCUGAUGCUCAACAGCAACAUGGUGGGCAAGAUCUGGAUCCCGGACACCUUCUUCCGCAACUCCCGCAAGUCCGACGCCCACUGGAUCACCACACCCAAUCGGCUGCUGCGUCUCUGGAGCAAUGGGCGGGUCAUGUACACUCUAAGGUUGACUAUUAAUGCGGAAUGCUACCUAAAGCUGCAUAACUUUCCCAUGGAUGAACAUUCCUGCCCCCUGGAGUUCUCCAGCUAUGGCUACCCUAAAAAUGAGAUUAUGUACCGCUGGCAGCGUCGGUCCGUGGAGGUAGCAGAUCAGCGGUACUGGAGGCUCUACCAGUUUGCCUUUGUGGGACUGCGCAAUGCCACUGACGUCGCACACACACAGUCAGGUGAAUACGUCAUCAUGACCAUCUUCUUUGAGCUGAGCAGAAGGAUGGGCUAUUUCACCAUCCAGACCUACAUUCCCUGCAGCAUGAUCGUAGUGCUCUCCUGGGUCUCCUUUUGGAUUAACAAAGAUGCUGUGCCAGCAAGAACUUCACUCGGUAUCACCACGGUGCUCACCAUGACAACCCUGAGCACCAUCUCCAGGAAGUCGUUGCCAAAAGUGUCCUACGUGACGGCCAUGGAUCUCUUUGUGUCCGUCUGCUUCAUCUUCACCUUCGCAGCUCUCAUGGAGUACGGCACCCUCCACUACUUCACCAGCAACCGGCAGAGCAAGAAGGCCAAAUCCCAGCCCCCCAACAAAUCUAGCAUGAUGGACAUCAGGCCGGGCACAUCCCUGCUGCAGAUGAACAACAUCGUCCCGUACCAUGACGAUGACGACUUUGCCUACGAGUGUCUAGACGGGAAGGACUGCACCAGCUUCUUCUGUUGCUUUGACGACUGUCGCUCGGGGAGGUGGAGAGAGAACAGGAUGCAUGUGCACGUCUCCAAAAUCGACUCCUAUUCCAGAAUAUUCUUCCCCACCGCAUUCGGCCUCUUCAAUCUUGUCUACUGGGUCGGGUACCUGUACUUGUAAAGUAAAUUAUGCAAGUUUAGGAAAUUGUAGCAUAGUGUGAAUGUGUGUGAGAGAAAUGAAGGGAAAAUGUGAUGCUCUCUACAACAAUGUGGCACUACAAUAUACAAAUACACACACAAAAGUGUUAGGAAUAUUUGUAUUUGUUCUCAUAAAACUAUCAGGUAAAAGCCAAUUCAGAAUUGAAACCUGAAAUAAGGAGUGGGGAAGUUAAUCUAUAUGUGUCUGAGAAAAGUGUGUGUGGCUGAGGGAAAGAUACUGCGAAAAAAGCCUGAGGAAAGUAGAUGAUUUGAUUUGUAACAAAAAGGCACAAGAUCAUUUGAGCUGACUUUUCUUGUCAUUUUCACACUUUCACAGAAAUACUCAUUUCUCUGACACCCAUAUUUUUGAGGACUUUGAUUAUUCUAGAAAAUUAUGAAGCAUUAUGUUAGUAAUGGGUGCAAUAAUGCUAAUGGAAUUAUUUUUUUUAUUUCCACAACACAGUUUUUAUUGGGUUGUGGAGCUUGACAUUUAUGAUUGUCAAGUAGUUGUAUGCAUGUUUUAUCACAGAGUAUAAACCCUCAUUUAAGGUUACACUUUCUACAAUUGAAUUUAUUACUGAAUAGUUAUACAAUAAUUUUGCACUACUGCUGAGAUGACUUGCAAACUGUGUAUUUGCAGGCUAUGCAUGAAUGACAAACAUGCUAAUAUAAUGGGAAUUACCACAUAGUAUGUGUAAUUACCAUAUUGCUACGCAUUUAUUACAUAGUAAUGCAGAGAAAGUGUAACCAUAGACAGCUUAUUCAAGGAAUGUGUGCUAUUUAUGAAGGAAGGAACUGCAGGGGGUUCACCUUGCUCUGUAGCAUUCUAAUGAAGAUAAUGUACUUUGAAAUGUGCAUUCUCUACAACAGUAAAGUUGGGAAAGUUAGAUGUUUGAUCAGCUGAAGGCCAGGAUUUAUUGCCUGGCAUGUAUUUCUACAGAGGCUUUUCGAAUCAGAUCAAAUGGAGCUUCUAUUCAUAAGAUCAGUGUUGACUUGACUCUCCAUAGGAUCCAUCAAGGUUCAAAAUCCCUGUGCAUAGCCCUUCUUCCUCCAGAUGCUGAUGGUGUGCAAUAGAACUAUUGAAAAGUCAAAAACUAGUAUACAUCGCACUCUGGAGGGUAUAUUUUGCUGCCUUUUUGGCGUGAACGUUGACUCUUCAUAGGGUUUAACAGAUUUAGAAUCAGAUCACAGUGUUGAUGUUUUUCAAAAAUGUAAAAUUUUAUUUAUCAAGAAUACAGUUUCCCUCAAAGGUACUGGUUGACUUUUUUUACAGUGAAUAAGAUACACUAUCAGAGCAUUUACAGACGAAUCUGCACCCUUUUUAAAGGCAGUUGUUUUCUUUCCUGCUUUUAUUUUGUUUGUUAGAUUGGCCAUCAGCAAAGGUGGCCAGGCCCUUUGUUUUUGUUUUCUUCGUGUACCAUACCCUCUCAAAAGCCCUUGAUGGGGGACAUGACCUCUGAGGUGUUUUUUUUUGUUUGUGUGUGUUUGU